Messenger RNA from Centrocercus urophasianus (Greater sage-grouse), 1481 nucleotides. Its product is annotated as probable 2-ketogluconate reductase. NCBI's taxonomy places the organism in Eukaryota, Metazoa, Chordata, Aves, Galliformes, Phasianidae. The record is from RefSeq and is a predicted model, not a curated record. Gene Ontology annotation, cellular component: cytosol. Gene Ontology annotation, molecular function: hydroxypyruvate reductase [NAD(P)H] activity; glyoxylate reductase (NADPH) activity; NAD binding.
ACCCCCAGCUCUUUACAAGAUUCCCAUUGAAAACCAAAGGUAACUAUUAAAUGUCUUUUUUUUUUUUUUAACAGCUGUCUAUUGACAGAUUUCCUGGAAACCAAAAACAAGUGGUCAGUGAGUUCUGGAGAAAAAUAAUGUAAUCCUUUUUUAACUUGAGUGCUGGAGUCCUUAUUUAAAAACACACAUCUAAGCAACUGCAGUUAAAAAGUCACUAGUAUCAUCUCAGGACAGGAGGCUGGAGAGAUAAAGAAUGGAAAAAUUAACCUGUAUCACAAAGUUCAUGGUGAACCCGUGCAAUUUACUUGCAGGAGUUCUAUUUGUUCCAGCGCUUUUCUAAAAUUCUUAGACACAGUAAAUGGUGAUUUUGGGACAGGACAGAAGAUUUAUACACCAGAGCAUUUAUGGCCUGAAACUCAGUUAUUAAUGAGAAAUUACUGCAUGUUAUACGCCUGGUGACAGUGACCUUACAGCCUAUGAUGGAGGGAGAAGAGCUGCCUGGGCUUCUGGUGAAUGAAAUUGGAGGAAUGCAUGGGAUACUGCAUGACCAUGUGGAGUUUCUGAAGAAGCACUUCUGCCUCAUCACUAUGAAGGAAUUUCUUGAAAACAAAAAGAAUAUGAGAAAAAAGGUCCAAGCGAUCUAUUUGUGGUGGCACAAACCAGCCAUUGACAAAGACCUCCUCCAGAGCCUGCCCAACUUGAAAGUGAUUGCAAAUUCAGGAGUAGGGAUGGAUCAUCUGGAUCUGAAACUUGUGGCUGGCUUUGGUGUGAAAAUGGCUAAUGCUCCACGUGCUGUUUCCAGUAGCACAGCAGAUACUGGGAUGGCUUUGCUGCUGGCAUCUGCUAGAAGACUGGUAGAAGGCUAUCACGUUGCCGUUUCCCCAGGUGUGGAGUAUUGUGAAGUUGAUUUUCUUGGAGUUGAAGUUACUGGAGCUACUCUGGGGAUCGUUGGCAUGGGCAGCAUUGGGUAUAAGAUUGCUCUGAGAGCAGAGAUGAAGAUUUUGUACCACAACAGAACACGGAGGAAAGAGCAGGAAGAACAAGCUGUUGGUGCCACUUACUGUGAGAAGAUGGAUGAUUUGCUCUGCCAGGCAGAUUUUGUGAUGGUGGUGGUGAGCCUGACACCUCAGACACACAAGCUGAUUGGGAAAAGAGAGAUGGAACUGAUGAAACCCACAGCUACUCUCGUUAACAUCAGCCGAGGUGCAGUGGUGGACCAAGAGGCACUGGUGGGAGCUCUGCGCACUGGUGCUAUCAGGGCUGCAGCUUUGGAUGUCACCGACCCGGAGCCGCUGCCCAGAGAUCAUCCAUUACUAAAAUUGAAGAAUGUAAUUAUAACACCUCACCUUGGCAUUAAAACAGACAAGGCCACCCGCAUGAUAACAGAGGAAGCAGUUGAAAACAUACUAGCAGCUCUUACUGGUCUUCCCAUGCCUAGUGAAGUGCUGCCUAGCUGAAGAGCAAAAGGAGCUCUAAAUAUC